AUGUCCAAUUCCCGUCUUCUAAGCCCAUAUGCCCCAGAAUUGCUCAAUUUCUCCGACGAAUACCUGGAAGAGAACCGGCUGGGCGAGUGCGCCGAAUGUGAUGGACAUUUUUUACGAACUUUCCAGCAGAGUGGAGUAGCAAAACCAAAAAGAUGCAAGAAUUGCAAAUUUUUGGAGAAAAAUCAGUGGUUCUCGACGGAAGUCUUGGUGGAUGAGGAGGUAUGUCUUCGAUUUUAGAUUGAUUUUCUUGUUGUUUAGCUCGCGCAGGAUGUGUUUUACCUUUUGCACUUUCAUUUAGUCAAGAAAAAUCUUUCUGGAACUUUUUUGGCGAUUUUUCGUAAAUUUAGAUAUCUGGUUCAUGGUGAAGAUAAUUUUUGUCAAAAUUGGACAACUCGUUGGGAAUUUCGGUUUUUGCUAGCACGAGCAUGGUUUAAUCUUGCUUUGUAUGCACAAAAUUGGUUAUUUUUCCUCCGAAUUCUUGCUGUUUAAUCGAUUUUUUGGCUACAGACAUGGUGAAGAUAAUUGUAUAAAAUUUUUUGAGGCAUGCGCUCAAUCCAUGUUUGAAAAAUCACUCAAUCAUGUCUUAAGGUGUAUUUGAGACUUAUUCUCGACGGUUAACAUUGAUUUAUCAUUUCGAAAUUGGUAAUGACAUGGUUAAUAUAAAAUUUUGAGAAUUCUUUGAUUUUUGUGCAAAAAAUUAGAAAUGCAAUAAAUACACUGCACUCAUUAUGAACCAGCCUAUCCCAUUCUCCAUAACGGGCCCAUAAAACCACCUACGGACAGUAUUAAUUAUCCAAAACUACACCUACGGUCGCUUCCUUUGAUAUUAUUGUUCGUAAAGCUGUUUAUGAGCCUAAUUGAUAAGCGAUUCUCAUGGAAGUGAAGGCAAAGGGUGUGCUUUGUCCCAGUAUCUAUGUUUUAUUUUUAAACUCUGCGUCAUUUGACGUAUUUUUAUUGUUUUUGCAAGAUAUGGAUGUAUGUUGAUGUUAUUAUUGUAUUUUUCCAUCUAUUUGAAGGUUCUGACGUCACAUCCUGCAAUAUUUUUCCGGGUUUACGGUAGCUGGCUAUUGAAAGAUAAAAGCGGAAGAAAUUUUGGGUCAAAUAGGUUCAUAAUAAAAACAGAAAAUUUGCAUAAUUGCCUUCGACUGUUCGCGAAAUUUCUUUCAGCGUCCCCAGAUCGCCACUCGUUAGUCGGAAUUUAUUACGGUUUCGUCCGUUUAUCUAAUUCAACUAUGGGGUUUUAUGGGUUUCAGGCGUGUUGGGUUCAAAUAAGGGCUGGAGAAAAAUUAUCAGAGGUUUUUAUGAUGUUAUUUUGUCAUUUUUUUCGUAGGCUAAAGAGUAAAGUGAUAAAAGGCCUUAAUGACUGUGAUGCCUUCGAGAUCUUGGUAACACCAUGAAAAUUCUGAUCGUUGCGGUCAUUUUCUUGAUGUUACCAUGAUCUCAAGGAAUUUUAUGCAGCUGUUGGGUUCGAAACUAUUCGUUGUUGGGGUUUGGUGUAAAAUCUUGAUAAUACCAUGAAAAUUCUGAUCGUUGCGGUCAUUUUCUUGAUAUUACCAUGAUUUCAAGGAAGUUCUGUCAUUUUAUGCAAGCUGUCGGGUUCGGAACUGUUCAUUGUUGGUUUUGGCGCAAAAUCCUGGUAAUACCAUGAAAAUUCUGAUCGUUGCGGUCAUUUUCUUGAUAUUACCAUGAUUUUCUAGUCGCCUCAAGAAGUUCUCCGUUUAUGGCAUCAGAUUUUCUUUUUAUUCUCGCUUGAAUUUCUGUUGCUCUAGUUGACUCAAUGUAGUUGAUAUAUUGUCACGUCGUCUCUCCACUAGGCUUCAGUUCGAAGACCAAAAAACUUCCAUGAUGUCGAAAGAUAAUGAAACGUGCAUUUGCUGCACCUAAUUUACAAGUCUUUUAUCAGCCUUUUGCAUAAUAAUUUGGCUUCUGAAUACGAUGUGGAAACAAUAAACCGCGAUUCGUGUUAUCAUCGGCUAUGACGAACAUAAGACAAUCAGUGUGGUGUUUUCUCGAGUUCAUUGUUCUUAGUGACAAGUUGGGAAGACUGAUAAGGGUCUCCAUUGACUCGGAUCGUUCGAAAGGAUGACUUUUUUUGCAUCUAGGUUUGUUGUUUUUUACUGCAGACAUAGCAGCCGAUUAGACUUAUGAGGGACCACUUAUCUUGAGCUCUUUAAGAGUAAAGUCUCUGUGCAUCGAAAAAGUUCGUUCUUGUAGGAGUUCAGUUUUGUUGUAGGAAAUUUUUAUCGAAAGCUGUGCGUCGCACCUCACUCAAGAAAGAUGUCAUCUAUCAGCACUGUAGUGUCGAGCAAAAAUACACUUUAAAGAGUGUUUUUAUCUUUGAAAGAUUCAGGUACAUGGGAGUUUGAAGUUUCUUCUUUGUAUUUAUCUUAAUCGAGGACAAUCAGUACAUUUUUGGUCGAGCUCUGUGCGUCGCUGAUCCACCAAGAAGUCUCAUAGAAAAUUCCUGUAAUAAACUACGUCCUAAAGGGAAUAUAAAUUUAGGUAGCGACAGCUGGAAGUUUUUAUACCGUCUCCUUUGUAUUUAGUUUAAUCGGGGACCUUGUUUUUAUCACGUUGUAAUGUUGUCAUCAUGUGAUUGAGGACCUUUGCUGAGCUGAUAGCCGAUCGGAAAUCACGGGUUUAUCAGCUCGAAACUUGCUUGGAUUAUAUACAAAAUCGGUGUUGAAAUUUGGAAGAAGUGCCUCCGCAGUUGAUGGAAGAAAAUUAAAAUAAUUUUUCUUCCAAUCGGUCACCGUAGCUCGAGUUGUAAAAAGCUUUCUUAUGUGGUUGUUGAUGUGGUGCCACGCCUAGGGUAUACUAGCGUCUUUGAUAUUUACCAUGUUUGCAUGUUUUAUGUUUGCAUGUUUUAUUAAUGUCUUUAGUUCAAGGUACAACGUGUGGUGUUUGUUUCCUCUCAAACUCUUGAUCCCCUUUGUUUUCUGUUGCUACCCACAUCUGUUACUUUUAAAAGAAGUACCGUAAUCUUACUCUUUUUAAAAACUUUUAUUGACUGAUUCCGUUUCCGCCGGUAUUCUCUGAGUUGCAAAUAAUACGAGAUCAAUUCCGGACUAUGGCUCUCCGAAAUUCGAUUGUCCGGUGCGAAAUGCAAACACAGAUCCCUCACGUUGUGAACGGUGUUUGUUUUGGUAUUUUGUACGGUUUGUCGGGUAUUGUUCAUAAGAGAUCCAUUAUCAGGAUUGCGGGGUGCUUUAUGUGGUUUGGGGAGUGGCUUUUUGCUUGUCCGGUUUGGAAACAAAAACGGCCUGGAUUUGCAUUGCAUUGAUUUUUAUCUCCCUCAAAUUCAUAGUGCGGAAAGCUUGCUGCAUAAAGUCUUUGCGCUUUUGAGAAAAUACGUACUCUGAUGAAGCUUGAAAACUAAUUACCUCAUUAUCAUCGUUUCCGCCGGUGAACUUUUCGACUUAUCACUUGUGUGCUUUCUUGUUGUCCAAUUACGGUAACCUUUAUCAUUGUGAUGAUUUUGUUGCAAAGCCUCUAUUGAUGGCGAGGUCUGUCCUUCUUUUUGUAGAGUUUAAUUCCUAUUUUUGAUAUUUCCAGAGGAGCAAUUUUAUGAGUUGAUAAUUCUUGGUGAUUGCUCUUUGAGAGAGAUUAGUCGGUAAGAGAUUGGUUUUCAAAUGAGUUUAUUGAAGUGUAGAAGUUCGAAAUUUUGUGUCCUUGAUGGGGUUGUAUCAGAUACUGGUUCUUAUUCUCCCACGCACCGAUUGUAAGCCGUUGAAGUCAUCCUUGAAUCUAGUUUUGGUCGGCUAAUUUUAGACUUUGGAAGAUGAAAGUUCAAUUCUCCCAAAUGUUCAAGGGAAGCUCCUUGUUAACAGGUUUGUCUUUGAACUUUGCUCCUUGUCUGCUCUCAGCUUUCCGGAACACUUGAGAACAUUCCGGUUUGAGCUCAUUAACGCGUUGUUUGCAUAAGGGCUAAUUAUGAAAAUUUCUCGUCUCUUCGCAGGCAUAUGAUCGGAGUUAGUGGUUAAGAAUUGUACUUUUCUCAGGAACUUAUGUUAGUAGGACUUCGUUGAGUGGUUUGAGAUGCGUUGAGAAUCUGUGGGUGUGGAUUCAGGUGGUUCUUUGAGUAUAUGUAGGUGGUAUUUGUUGCAAUGACAAGAAGGAAGUUAGACAUAGAUUUGGAGGCUUUUAGAGACUAGACUUUCGCUUGGAAGUUGGAAUUGAAAUGAUUCAGUCUGAGCAUUCUGUUUUACCAGAUUCUGAGACAACCGCGUGCAACCGCACUUCCCCUGUGCUAAUGUAGUACUUGAUCCGGUUUUUUUGUUGCCCAUUCUCUCUGUUGAUCAAUUCCGAACUUCCCCCUUUGAGAACGCCUGCGUCUUUCAAGACCGAAGUACAUUUUGUUCGAACUUGACGUGCAAAUUUUGAGGAAAAUCCGUACAAAACACUUGAGAAUUUUUUUGUACGGACUUUCUAGCUCCCUUUUACUCUUUUACUAACUGUAAUCGAUAUGUUCAAUAGAUUAUUAAAAGGAGUUUAAAUUUUUUGUCUAGGCAACUGUUUCCCUACAUAACAAGGAUUACUGUAAAGUAAAUACUUGUGUGUGGCGAUCAGUUAAAUUGUUUUGAGCUGGUUUUUGAUCCGGCUGAUGUAAUUCAAAGUACAAUACUUCUUGAUGACGGUAUCACAACCGUCUUUUAGCGGCGUCUGAACCAAUUUGUUAAACAUUAUUUAUGUUUUCAAUGCAAACCAUUUCUCAAAAUCGGGCUGUUCUCCUUAAUGCACUGUAAAGUGUGUUAAGAUAAGUCUGUUGGUUCGUAUUUUUUCCGUGAAUUCGGUUUGAUAGUGGGUUAAAUUUGGCGCUUUUAUCAUAUCAAGCCGGAGUAAUGUUAUUCUAGCGGGGUCAAGUGCUCUUCGAGUGCUGAAUAAUAAAAUUUUGAUGGGUUUCAAUUGUUUUUCGCAGGGUUUCGAAGGCUAUUUUUUGAGGGAAAAUGACCGUGAAGAGAGGCAUUUUGGGGGGAAAAUUAUUUUACAUUUACAUUAUGAGAAGUUUUUUGCAUUUUUCAAACCAAAAUAAUGUCGCAUUCGUUCAUUAUUUUUGUCGAGUCCCUGCGAAAAGUGAUGAAAAUCACGUGAAAUCGGGAAAAAUUGGUUUUUGAAAAGUUUAGCGGUGGUUUUUGACUGAAAGGAACACAUGACUCGAAUUUGAGUCAAGUGUUUCCCUUGAACGGAAAUUUCUGGAGAUGGAAUAAAAUUUAUAGAGAUAGCGGAUAAUGAGGUUUUUAGAGACUUACCAGUUUUUAAAUCGAUGUUUUCUUGAAAUUUGAGAGAUUUUGCAAUUUUUUCGUUGUGUUUUUUGAUUUCCCGAAAAUUUUUGAAAUUUUUCGACCAUUUACGGCAGUUUUUUAGGAUCUCCUUUCCCCGUUGACCAGUUCCCCCGAUUCCCCGUCAAUGAGAAGCCUUCUGAAAAAAGGGAAGUCGCUAAAACUCCCUCCACACAUAUACCGAUCGAAACAAAAGGCCAACAAUGCUUUGAGAAACAUAUUCGAGGCCAGUAUUAGGUCACAACCGAAGAAGUCAGAUUCAACCAGCUCGAUAAUCGAGCCAAAGAAGCCAAGGAAACGAGAACGACCGAAAGGUAAGGAUUUCCGAUUGGCGGAAUUUUUAUUUUACAGGGUGUACCAAAUUCGGUGCCCGAUUUGAAUUGGCUAUAACUUCUUUAAUUUUGGGCCAAAUUUAAAAAUUUUUUUUUUCUCCAGAAUCCCCAGACAACCCCAUUUUGUCUGAUACCAAAUAUGUUAUACAUAGGUAGGUGUCAUCUACAGUUAUUGGAUUUAUUCUUGGAGUUCAUUUUUUCGGUCGUUUUUCGGUUGUUUUUUCGGCGUUUCCUGGUGUGUCCGAAAAUGGAGUACGGUGCGGAAGAAAAAUACGGUGGAAUUUCCCAUCCUGAAAAUCGACGAUGAGAAUAAGAACAAAAAGUGAAGAUCAACCUCCAGAGUUCGUCGAAUGGUUCUUGGUGAAGUCAUUCCCUAGGUUCUGGCCAAACUUCGUGUACUCAUGUGCGGAUUUUCUCGGAAUUUUGACAAAACUUCUUCCAUUUUCAGCUAAGUUCGUACCCAUCUUUCCUGCUUUUUUUGUUUCCUGUUAACGCUACCAGUCUCAAGGAACCUAUUCCACCAACGCCGAAAUGUCUUGCGAUCUGGGUUGGGCCUUACGUCCGUAUUUCAUCCUGUAUUCCCUUUGAACAUUUAUUGGCGAACCGUUUUUGCCAUGCCAAACCACAGACCAAGCUUUUUCUUCCACAUCGUACUCCAUUUUCGAACACACCGGGAAAGGCCGAAAAAACAACCGAAAAACGACCGAAAAAAUGAACUCCAAGAAUAAAUCCAAUAACUGUAGAUGACACUUACCUAUGUAUAACAUAUUUGGUAUCAGACAAAAUGGGGUUGUCUGGGGAUUCUGGAGAAAAAAAAAUUUUUUAAUUUGGCCCAAAAUUAAAGAAGUUAUAGCCAAUUCAAAUCGGGCACCGAAUUUGGUACACCCUGUAUUUGUUUGAUUAUAUGAUGUAUAGAGGAUUUCUGUCACAUUUGAAGUCUGUGGAUAACUUUUGAUAUCUUUUGGAUACUUUUUGAUACCUUUGGAUCACUUUGGAUACCUUUCCGUCCCUUUGAAAUUUUUUUGAUUUUUUAUUGGUUUGUGUAUAAUUUCCAGCCUUCAACAUUAGUUUGAGAUGAUUUCAGGCUCAUGUCGAACAUUUUUGAGCAGUCUUCUGACGGAUUGGGUACUUCUUGCCCUACUUGGAUGUAGCAUGGCGUUGUGCUCAAUUGCUAUGGACGAAGCCAUCGAUCGGAUUGCUAAUUGUGAGUCAAAUUGUUCAUCAGGGUUUUUUGUUUGUCUGUUGAGAGAAUUGAGGUUUUUAUUUGGAUUUUUUAUAUCAGGUGUCAAGUGUAAUAUAAAUUUUUGUGAAGUUUUACAAGUAUUACGCGAUUUUUGAUAUUUUUCUUUCAUCUUCAGGGCACAUAAGCGUUCUCCACGACGUGGAAGACCGAACUAUGGGCAUGGCCCGAGAAAUCAGCACCUUCGCCAUCUGGGUUCUCUACGCUGUGGUGUUGGUCACCUCCUCGGCGCUUUUCGCCCACUACGUGGCUCCCCAAGCGAUUGGAAGCGGCAUCCCCGAGAUGAAGACGAUCCUCAGAGGCGUUGUGCUGAAGGAAUACCUGUCGUUCCGCACGUUGGCCUCAAAAAUGGUCGGUCUGACCUUGUCCUUGGGUUCAGGGAUGCCGAUCGGGAAGGAAGGCCCAUUCGUGCAUGUGGCAAGCGUCGUAGCGAACUUGUUGAGUCGCCUAGUCCACUCUUUCGACUCGGUCUACGUCAACGAAAGCCGGCACACCGAGAUGUUGGCCGCCGGCUGCGCGGUCGGCGUGGCUUGCGUUUUCUCGGCACCGGUUGGAGGUAGGUAUAAAUUUGGUUGAAAGUGCUGGAAAAAUUCACUAUGCAGGUGUUGAAUGUUGUUUAAAUUAUUUGUUAUAGGAGUAUUGUUCUCCAUUGAAGUCACCAGUGUCUACUUUGCCGUCAGAAAUUAUUGGCGAGGGUUUUUCGCCGCGGCCUGCGCCGCUACCGUAUUCCGAUUGGCAAAAGUGUUCAUAAGUUUGGAUGGUGAGUAGUAAAAAAGUUUUUUUCUUGUUUUGUGGAGUUCUUGGAGGCCGUUAAAUGUUGUUUUUCUGAAUUUCAAGGUGUUUUGUGAAGUAUCAGGUUUUCGUGGUAGGACCAAAAAUUUUUGAAAAAAUUGUAUUUUUGGGAUGUUUAACGGUUGAAAUAAAAAAUUAAGUCGUGAAAAUGGUGAUUGGGACACCCUGUUUAUUUCCAACCGCCUUUUUGUCGAAAAAUUUAUGAAUUUUGGGUCCCACCACGAAAACUUGAAUGUUCUCGGAAAUUGUCUCCGGUCUUAUUUGAUGGUGUGUGAAGGUCUCUAGUGUUGUUAAAACUGUAAAUUAUGUGUUGUAAUCGUGAUUGUGACGUAUUUUAGACGGCCUCAUCGCAUUCUACCAGACGUCCUUCCCAGCGGACGCGUUUUACCCGGAGGAAAUGAUCAUCUUCGCUGCGGUUGGGUUCGUUUCUUUUGGUUGUUGUGUUGUAGAUGAUUUAAGUUGUAUUUUUAUAUUAUUUCGAAGUGAUUUCGGAUAUGUUUUUGCAAUUUUUUUUUUUUGUGAAAACGGCGAUUUUUCCGUUUUUUGUCGAAUUUUUCAAUGUUUUUGAUGUUGUAUCAGCCCGAUUUAGAUAAAAAAAAGAAUGUCUAGAGUGUAAUUAGUAUUUUAGGUUUGUUUGCGGCGUUGCAUCCGCCGGCUUCAUCGCUCUUCAUCGCUUUAUUGUCUUGUUUUUGAGGAGGAACAAUCUGAUGAAGAAGAUUUUUCAAAGAAAGUAAGAUUUUUUUGUUUGAAAUCUGGAUUUUUUGGAUAUUUUAUUGCAUUAUAGGCUUCUCAGAGUCUAUGUUUGUAUUUUAGCUGGCUGAUUUACCCGAUUGUGGUGUCAAUUUUCAUCUCCACAUUAACUUACCCAAAGGGUUAUGGACUCUUUAUUGGCGGAUAUGUAAGUUGAUUUUGAGUCAAUUUUUAUUUUUAUUAUCGUGUUUUACCGUUUUUUAUUUUUAUUUCGGUUUAUUUGGAGGGGUUUUUGCUGAGUGAAACACUUGACUCAGAAGUUUGUUAUUGCUGUCAGAUGUUGCUCUUUAUGAUUCAUUGUUAUAAAUUUGCGAUUAAAAAGUAAAAUCUGAAAGUUUUGUGAUGGUAGUGCGCCGUUCAACGCAUUAUGGGUCAAGUGUUCCCCGUUUUCUAGGGUUUUUUAACCGAGAGGAACACUUGACCCAGAAGUUAGUUUUUUGAGUCAGCUGUUACUUUUGAUGAUUGAUUGUUGGAAAUUAGUUAUUAAAAAGUAAAAUCUGAAAGUUUUUUGACGGUAGUGCGCCAUUCAACGCAUUAUGGGUCAAGUGUUCCCCUCGAAUUUAAUUUUUUUAAUUCUGAGAUUUUUGAACUUUAAUUUUGAUAAAUAUUUAUUCUCAUUGUGUUUUAGCACAAAUUCAGCAAAGCUGCACAAUUUUUCUUCCUGAAUUGCACCUGGACUGCACAUCCAAACUCGUCCGUUGGCUGUGGCCACGAAUUAGACGGAUGGCUCGGAGAAGACCACGACAGAGACGUUUUUUUGGUCUUAUCUUGCUUCAUGCUGACCUUUGUGAGUUUUAGAAUUGAUUUUGAGGGUGUUCAGGAAUUUUCAAGUUUUCGUGGUAGGACCCAAAAUUUUUAAUUUUAUUGAAAUUUGAUAGUAAAAUACGAAAAUUAGAAUUGGAAAUAGUUUAUUAAUAAUGAAAUAUUAAAUUUCAGUACAUCCUGGCUGCCUUGGCCAGCACUUUACCUAUUCCUUCAGGCUCAUUUGGGCCAUCUUUCACGAUCGGCGCAGUUUUUGGCCGAUUUGUUGGUGAAGUCCUGGCUGUCUGGAAGCCAAAUGGAUUCCGUGGCAACCCAUUGAACCCGAUUUAUCCCGGUGGCUAUGCAGUAGUCGGUAGGUUUCAUAUUACACUUGAUUUAGCCGUUUUUUCGGCAUAGAGAAAGACUUGACUCAAAUUGGGUCAAGUCUUUCCCUGAGCCAAAAAUGGCUUGAAAUGCUGUGAAAUGAACGGAUAUUGAAUUUUGAAGAUUUUUAGGAGCUGCGGCCUUCUCUGGAGGUGUCACACAGACGAUUUCUGUGGCUGUUAUCAUGUUCGAAAUCACUGGACAAUUGGUUCAUAUUUUACCGGUUAUGGUGAGUUUAUGGAGUGGGAAUAUUUAUAAAAAUUUAGUGUAUUAUGCGUGUAGAAGUAUAUACUUGAUUUUGCAAUAAAUUUUAUUAAGUUUCAAGUUCGUAUUUUAGGAUUUUUUGUCGAUUUUCUCCAUUUUUUGACCUUUUUUUCUUCAGAUUGCCGUAUUGAUCGCAAACGCUGUGUGUUCGUACCUCCAACCAUCGAUUUAUGACUCCAUAAUCCAAAUCAAACAUCUUCCGUACCUACCCGACAUUCCACAUGCGUCUUCCAGGUUCCAUGGUGUUCAUGUUGAGCAGUUCAUGACCUCCAAUAUUCAGGUAGGUGAAGAAAAUUUUUGGUUGGAAAAGAGGGAAUAAAGGAUGGAAAUAAAGUGAAAAAUAGUUUUUUUUAACAAAAAAGUACUUCCAUGGGGUAUGGAGUUGCAGGUCGAGAAUUAUAUCAAAAAAUCUCAAAAUUUUUCUGAUUCAGAAUAUGUAAAAAUUAGCUGCCCAGUUUUGGUCUGUAAGGUCGAAAAGUCCCUCAGAACUUUUCUCGCAACGCCAUGCAAAGGGUUUUUUGCCCAAGUAUUUACCCAUUGAGGUGUUUUUUUGAGCUAAAAUAAACCCUGGCAUCUUGACAAGCCUUAAAAUACCGAAUUUGAUUAAUACACUACGCAAAUGACCCUUUUUUUACAUUGGAACUACUAAUUAAGAUGUUGUAUUAAUCAAAUUUGAUAUUUUAAGGCUUGUCAAGAUGCCAAGGUUUAUUUUAGCUCAAAAAAAUGGUUUUGAAUUGGUAAAAACUUGGUCAAAAACCCUUUGCAUGGUGUUGCAAGAAAAGUUCGGAGGGUUUUUUCGCCCUUAGAGACCAAAAUUAGGCAGCUAAUUUUUACAUAUUCUGAAUCAGAAAAAUUUUGAGAUUUUUUGAUAUAUGUCUCGACAUGUAACUCCGUACCCCAUAGAAGUACAUUCCCUAUGAAAGAAAAUCAAUUUUUUGGUACUAGAAAAGAGAUACAUUGGUUUUUUUUUUGAAGUAAAAUACGUAGCACAUACGUAAGUACGGUCUUUGCAAAAUGGAUUUUUUCUAUAUUAAUUCAGAAUCAAACUCGCAUGAAAAAUUUUUCGUUAUAUAAAAUGUCCUGACAGUUAAAAAAAAAACGGUAAGCACAACUUUAUCUAGUCAAAAAAAUAUAUUGAAAAAUUCUAUUUUGCGAAAGUAAAAUACGCCCUGAAAUACUUUCCUUGUUAAGUUUUUUUUCAGUUCCUCAGCAAAGAUUCGACCUACUCGGAUGUCCAAGAAAUUAUCUUGUCGAACGAACGGAUAAAGGCCUUCCCAAUAGUCGAAAACAAGGAGAAUAUGAUCCUGAUUGGCUCCUGUUCCAAAGCGAAAUUGGUCCGAAGCCUCAACGAAAAAGUCGGCCAAACUGCCCGUCAAGCCGAAGCCCUCAGGCAAUUCGAAGGCAACUUGCAGGUAAAAGCGGCUGUAAGCUAAUUCAACUACCCUUUGUUGUGCUGUCCUGAAAUUUUGGAGAGAAAAAUGAGAAAAUUUGAUUUUUGGAGCAAAAAAAUGAGAUUUUCUGCCUAAAAUAAGAUGAAUUUUAGGAAAAAAGUUAUGGGAAUAGACGGUGGAUUUUAAGGAUAGGAUGUGAUGAGAGAUUUACGGCUAAAAUACGAUAUGAUUUUUUGGCAAAAAAUGAGAUUUUUUGAAUGAAAAAUGGGAAUUUUUGAGAAAAAGUUGAAAAUUGAUGACUAAAAUAAGGUAAUUAGGUCUUGGAAUUUAUAGAAGAAGAAAUUUGAUUUAAUUUUUUCACCGAUUUUGUGUCGAAAAAAUUGGAAAAACGAAGAAAAUUGGCCAAAAAUACUUAAAAUAAGGUGAUUUUUGGAAUUUUUUUUUAUUUUUUCCCCGAAAAAUCGUUUAAUUUCCCCUUGAUUUGAUGUGAUUUUCCUUGGAAUUGACACAAUUUUUAAUAAUAUCAGCUUAAAAAUAGUUUUUUCCCAUUAAAAAUGCUUUGAUUUCCCCCUGGCUUGAUGUGAAAAAACUCGUAAAAUUAUGUGUGUUUUGCACUUUCUACUGAAUUUGACGCCAUUUCACGAAAUUUCAGGACAUUAACCGCCGUUUCAAGCCGGUCCACGAGCAGCGCGGCGGGAUUUUAAUGGACCCGGAGACCCAAAAAAUCCUACAAAAUAGCUCGCCGAUCGAAAAAUUGAGCCCCCAAGAAGAGAACUACUACUAUGAGGACUCGCCUCAAGUCUUGAGAAGUCAGAAUCAACGCCUAGCGGCGGACGAGGCAGGCCUGAAGGCCUCAAAAAGCUCCCCGAUUCUUCUGGGCCAGGAGAAAAGACACGUGAACUUUGAAAACGACUCGAGAAAACGGUCCAGAUUCACGAUCACGGCGGUAAAUGACAAGUCAUCGACGAGCUCGUCGCUGGAGACAGACCUAGAGAGCGGCUCGACCAACCUUCGAAGCAAUAAAAGCCUGAAUGUUAGCCAUCUUACACAUGACUUCCAUAGCACCAUGACUGGUGGGUUUUUGUGAUUUUUGUCAGGUUUUAGGGGGAAAUUAAGGGUAAAUUGGACUGUAGUAGUAGACGAUUUGUGAGCUAAAACGACGAUGGAAAUUGAAUGCCAAGAGCUUUUGGGUUUUCGUGGUGGGACCUAGAAUAGAUCUCAGUGAAGAUAAAAAAUGAAUGUUCUUAUUAUUACUGUCAUGUAAAAGAGGUUCUAAUUGUAGUUUCAAACUGUUUCCAGUACGAAAAAAGUUUUGGAACAGAAUGCCAAGAGCUUUUGGGUUUUCGUGGUGGGACCAAAAAUUGACUUGAGUGAAGAUAAAAAAUGGAUGUUCUUGUUAGUACUGCUAUGUAAAGAGGUUCAAAUUGUAGUUUCAAACUGUUUCCAGUACGAAAAUUUGUUUGGAACAGAAUGCCAAGAGCUUUUAGGUUUUCGUGGUGGGACCAAAAAUUGACUUGAGUGGAGAGAAAAAAUGGAUGUUCUUGUUCUUUCUGUUAUGUAAGAGAGAUUCUAAUGGCAUUAUGAAACUGUUGCCAACUCGAAAAAAGUUUUGGAACGGAAUGCCAAGAGCUUUUGGGUUUUCGUGGUGAGACCAAAAAUUGACCUGGGUGAAGGUAAUAAAUGGAUGUUCUUGUUGUUACUGCUAUGUAAAACAGGUUCUAAUGGUACUUUCAAACUGUUUCCAAUACGAAAAAGGUUUUGGAACAGAAUGCCAAGAGCUUUUAGGUUUUCGUGGUGGGACCUAAAACUUUAAUAAAUAGAAAUGUUUUAAAAAUUUUAAGUGGUUAAAAUACGACAGAUGGCGUUUGGGACUGUUUUCGAACCCUGUAUGAUAAUUUUCCUUUGUAAUUCAUCCUUUUUUCAGACAUAAUCCGAAGUCUGGCCAAGUUCCCCUUCCAAAAGCAACGAAAACCCUCCGCGGACGACUACGAUUUGCACGGCGACGAGCGAAAACGCUGGGAAAACAGUCAACUCUCCCUACCAAUCGACUGGAACACAAUCGGCGUGGAUCCGGCCCCAUUCCAGCUGGUGGAACAGUCAUCUUUACUCAAGGUCCACUCUCUUUUCUCGCUACUCGGCCUCAGUCGGGCCUAUGUGACGAAAUGCGGACGAUUGGUGGGAGUUGUCGCGUUGAGAGAUGUAAGUUGGAGGGUGGUUGGUGUUUUUGGAGAAGUGGAGGGGAUGUUGAGAGGGAGUUUGGGGUGAUUUUUGGGGUGAAAAGGAAGGAUAAGGUGAAAAAUUGGGGGAUUUUGGAAAAAAAUUUUAAAAUUUUUGGUGGUUUUGCGCUUUUUUUUGGGGAAUUUUGGGGUAGAUAAUGAUUUUUGAGGUAAAAUGCGAUCAAUGCAAUGAUAUUAGUGUUAUCUUCGAAGAAAAAAUUUUUUUUUGGUUGAGGAAAAUUUCACAAUUUUUGUGGUUUGAGAUAAUUUUUAGAUGUUUCAAGGUUAAAUUCGCAUCCGAAAAUAUUUUUUCUGCCGUUUACAUUAAGCUUCAGAGCUUUUUCAGCCAGAUUUUUGCAAAAAAUAAUAAAAAAAAUUAAGAUUUUUUAGGGUUUUUGGGACUUUUUUUCAAAUUUUUUUGAUUUUUUGUGCCGUUAGAAAGUUUAUGGUAAAAUACGCAGAGAACGGCUUCUGGUUAAUUAAUUGAUUGAUUGAUUAAUUUCAGAUCCGACUAGCCGUCGAGAAGGUGAACAACGGCCAACUCACCGUCACCACCGGCAAUAUAAACACGGACCCACCACAAAGCCCACCCCGUCAAAACAUCCUCCAAAAACUCCGCUCCACCGCCAACGACACCAUCCUCGACGAUGAAGAAGACGCCCUGAACGACUAUCUGAACCCCCCAUUGGUGGUGGUCGACCAAACCGCCAUCGAAGCCGACGAAUGGGAGAAAUCGAAGCCGGAGGAAAAGCAGGAUGUGGAAGGUGGAAAGUCGCCGCUCUACAAGGGCUACAGCGUGGGGUCGGACCCUUGCUUGGCUGGCAGUCCGAGUGAGGAUACGAAGAAACCGAAAAGUAGGCAAUUUUGGGAUUUUUUUUUAUUUUUUUUGGGUCUCACCACGAAAGUUUUGAAUUUUAGAAUUUUUUUGGCAUUGUGUUUUAACAUUAGAAAUGUCGUUUUUAGAGAAGAAAUGUGGGAAAAAAUGGCGUAUUUUACAAUUUCAAAAGAAGUUUUGUCGUUUUUACGAAAAAAUGGGUCCCACAACGAAAAAUUGAAACCCGUUGGCAUUGCAGAUUUGAAAUAAAAAUUGACUUUUUAGUGGAUCGACGUGCGAAAUCAUUGGGAUUGGGAAUGCUAGCCGAAGUGGAACCCGAUAAAUUAACCAAAUUUUGGGUGGAAUCCACGGAAAGUCAGGAAUCCCCACCAAUGAUACAGAUGACGUCACCAACCCCGCCAAAUGAACUUUCUGAAGAUGUGAAGUCGAAAGAAACUGAAGAGAGACAGCAGAGCAGUCAGAGUAGUCACAGGUAAGGGAUUUGAAAGUAUUGAAAUAUCGGUUUUGGGUCCCACCACGAAAAUUAAAAUCUCCUUGGCAUUGUGUUUUAGCCAUGUAUUUUUGAAUGGAAAUGACUGUCUGAUGAAUUUUUAGGCUGAGUCCAUCAUCAGCAGCCCUCUCAACGUCACUUCCGUCCAUAUCGGAUAUCGCGAAAGCCGAGGAUGCGAAAAAUAAUUUGGAUGCUCAAAGUCAACCGGCCAGAUCAAGUUCGACCGUAACGAUAGGAAAGAAACAUCAACAAAUACAUUUGAAAUAG
Messenger RNA from Bursaphelenchus xylophilus (pine wood nematode), 14981 nucleotides. The record is from the annotation of a GenBank genome assembly. NCBI's taxonomy places the organism in Eukaryota, Metazoa, Nematoda, Chromadorea, Rhabditida, Aphelenchoididae.